GCUUAAACUUACAGGUUCUUGGAAAUUCUAGAACAAUCUCCAUUUCCGAUACUAUUCCAUUAGAAAGUUGAAACCCUAAAAUCAAUUAUCCUCAAACUUGAAUUGUAGAGAGAGAAAGAAGCUCGAAUCAUUCAACAAUGGCGGAACAUUUGGCAUCGAUAUUCGGUACAGAAAAGGAUAGAGUUAAUUGUCCUUUCUACUUCAAGAUCGGAGCAUGCAGACAUGGCGAUCGUUGCUCGCGGCUUCACACUAAGCCUAGCAUUAGCCCUACUCUUUUGCUUUCCAACAUGUACCAACGACCUGAUAUGAUUACUCCUGGCGUCGAUGCUCAGGGUAAUCCUAUUGAUCCUCGUAAGAUUCAAGAACACUUUGAGGACUUUUAUGAGGAUUUAUUUGAGGAACUCAACAAAUAUGGAGAAAUUGAGUCUCUGAACAUUUGUGACAACUUGGCGGACCACAUGGUGGGAAAUGUCUAUGUUCAAUUCAGAGAAGAAGAGCAAGCUUCUAAUGCACUCCGUAAUUUAAGUGGAAGGUUCUAUGCUGGCCGUCCUAUCAUUGUGGAUUUCUCUCCAGUUACAGAUUUUCGUGAAGCCACGUGCAGACAGUAUGAAGAGAACACUUGCAAUCGUGGUGGAUAUUGUAACUUCAUGCAUCUUAAGAAAAUUAGCAGGGAAUUGAAGCGUCAUUUGUUCGGAAGGUAUAGGAGAAGACGCAGCAGAAGUAGAAGCAGAAGCCCAUACAGGCAUAGAAGCUAUGACUAUGAUGACCGCCACCAUGGGCACAGUAGUCACAGCAGCAGAAGACAUGAUGAGAGGGAGAUGUAUUAUGAAAGCCGUAGCAAGAGACAUAGAAGCACUAGUCCUCACCGGCGAGGAAAGAGCAGAAGUCCUGGUAGGAGGGACAGGAGCCCUGUCAGGGAAGGAAGUGAAGAAAGACGUGCAAAGAUUGAGCAGUGGAAUAGAGAAAAGGAAGAAGCUGAACGUUCGACAAAGAUCGAGGCUAGCAAUGGAAACAAUGACAACCACCAUUAUGAUAAGGCUGCUCAGAAUGAAGAGAAUCAUGGUCUCCAACAACCAGUAGAUCAACAUCAGGAGGAAUUUGGUUAUUAAUCAGCUAACAGCAUGGUUCGUUUUUUACUUUGUCUCUACUGGUGUGGCUAGUAAAAAGUUUACGUAUUGGCAUAAGCCAUAAGACUUAUAAAUUUCUCUUACAGCCCAUUUUCCGAUGUGCAGGUGUGCAGGUUCACACUUAUGCCAUAUGGAAUUUGAUGUGUUUCCCUUUUUUAUGAACAAGCAUCUUCAUUCUUCCAUAUUGCAUUUUUCAUGUUUUACCUCUAUAUGAUGUUCAAAAUGUUGUUUUUCACCCUUCCUGGUUUGAAUUAUAGAACCAUCAAUUUUUGCUUUGAAGCUCAAGAAAAUCUGAAGCCAACUUAAUUUGUCCUUCAUUUCUUUUGUCCGGUUUUGUGACACCUGUCUUGAGAUCUGGAUUUUAUCGCUAAUCUCCCCUGUGUGUUUUCAUGUUGUCUCCUAAGAUGACGAUGUAUGCUCUACUUGUGGCUUUUCUGUAAUUGCUUUCUUGCUUUCCUGAUGUAUUUGAAAAUUCAAUUUAUAUGGACAUCUUCUAGGACUAGGAGCAGGAGUAUCAAGUAAGUGGACUAGCAAUCAAGCCUGACCUGAAAUGAUUUUGUUUUUCCAUUGGAAAAAUUAAUAUUAAUAUUCCAAAAUUUUAUCUAUCUUCUCAAAAUAAACCAUAAUAUUGGUUAACUCAAAAUUCCAUACUGUUGAGCUAACUUAUUCUUGAUAAUGCAUAGUUUUGUUUUUCGUUUGAAAAACACAAUUUUUUAAUACAAUUUUUUUAGUAAAAACACUGUCUAGUCUAGAUUUUUGAAAGAAAGCUACUACAAUUGUAUGGGUUUUUUAUGAGUUAACCAAUAAAUGUGUAUUUUGAGACGAUGGCCAAACGUUUGGAUUAUUAAUAUCAAUUUUUUUAUUCAUGUUUAUGGCAUCCGGAGUUUCACUUUGGUCAAAUCUUAAUAUUACCUCAUAAUUUUGAGGAAAAUAAAAAGAUUGUGUGGAUUUUAUGUUUUCUUUCUGCCUUUAUCAUGGGCACUGAGAUAGUCUCAAGGAUUCAGUUGUUGCAUAAUGUUAUCCAAAGAGUCUUGCAUGAUUAUGUAGUCAGGGCUGACCGAGGCACAGCACUUCCAGAAUAGUAACAGCAGUUUCUCACACAUGACCAUCUAUUCGGUUUCAUUUACUUUGCGCACUUUUCUGAACUAUUUCGUUAAUUCCUGGGUGAUGAUCUUACAGACAAUUGUGAGUUUUGCAGGUGCAGAUUACCCUGCUCAGGAACAAACAUCAAUUAUAUUCUCAGCUUACGGUGGCAUUUGUGUGUACAGGUAUCUAUUUUGGCAAUCGGAGGGUUGCGUUUGCAGGUUGCAGGUUUACGUGAUGUUUUGACAAUGGAGAAGUCUCAGUGCACCCAUUGUGAACCUUUAGUUGUAGAAGUAUGUUUCGUUAGAGUUGGAUCUAAACCUGUAGGGGAUUUAGAUGGUGAAUUAUAUUUUUAUACUUCUUCGUGUUGCUGGAAAAACAUAUUGUUGACUGAACUAUGUUAUGUUGUGUUCAUUAUCAGACGAUAUUCAGAUUAUGAUUCAUUACUAUGCUUA
This is a messenger RNA of Amaranthus tricolor (Joseph's coat), 2665 nucleotides long. Its product is annotated as splicing factor U2af small subunit B-like. Gene Ontology annotation, biological process: mRNA splicing, via spliceosome. Gene Ontology annotation, cellular component: spliceosomal complex; U2AF complex. The coding region runs from base 138 to 1109 and encodes 323 amino acids. The transcript is spliced from 5 exons. NCBI's taxonomy places the organism in Eukaryota, Viridiplantae, Streptophyta, Magnoliopsida, Caryophyllales, Amaranthaceae. The record is from RefSeq and is a predicted model, not a curated record. Gene Ontology annotation, molecular function: pre-mRNA 3'-splice site binding; metal ion binding.